This is a messenger RNA of Amaranthus tricolor (Joseph's coat), 1191 nucleotides long. RefSeq lists its product as uncharacterized. The record is from RefSeq and is a predicted model, not a curated record. The transcript is spliced from 6 exons. Bases 1 to 1191 code for a protein of 396 amino acids. NCBI's taxonomy places the organism in Eukaryota, Viridiplantae, Streptophyta, Magnoliopsida, Caryophyllales, Amaranthaceae.
AUGAAGAAAUUUGGGUAUGAACAGAGCCAUUCCGACCAUACUCUAUUCUUGAAGAAAGGGGAUGGUCAGAUCACAUGUCUAAUCAUUUAUGUAGGUGAUAUGGUAAUAACAGGGAAUAAUGAAAGGGAGAUAAAGGAGCUUAACAGGAAAUUAUUCAUGGAGUUCGAGAUGAAGGAUUUGGGGAACUUAAAGUACUUCCUUGGUAUAGAAGUUUUUCGGUCCAAGAAGGGAAUCUUCAUCAAUCAAAAGAAAUAUGUCUUAGAUCUGUUAGCAGAGGUAGGUAUGCUUGACUGCAAACCAGUAGAAACAUCAAUCGUUGCUAAUCAUAAACUCCAGACAACACCUGGAGAAGAACUAGCUUAUAAGGAGAAGUAUCAGAAACUGGUGGGCAAACUGAUCUAUCUAUAUCAUACUAGACCCAACAUAUCAUAUGCAGUUGGGGUUGUGUGUCGAUUCAUGCACUUACCACAAACUCCACAUAUGGAAGCAGUGGUAAGAAUCUUGAGAUACUUGAAAGGCACGAGUGAUAGAGGAGUCUUCUUUGGUAAUAACCAUCAUCUUGACCUCGUAGCUUACACAGAUGCUGACUGGGCAGGCAAUCGAGACAGUAGGAAAUCUACAUCUGGAUACUUCACUCUUGUAGGGGGUAACUUGGUUACUUGGAGGAGUAAGAAACCAAAAGUGGUUGCAUUAUCAAGAGCAUGCAAGUUAUUCUGUGACAAUAAAGCAGCUAUUGAUAUCUCAGAAAAUCCAGUCCAACAUGAUCGAACAAAACAUGUAGAGAUUGAUAAACACUUCAUAAAGGAAAAAUUGGAGAAGAAAUCAUCAGCAUUACACAUUUACAAGCAAACAUUUCAUAACGAGAUAAUGAGAGAUAUUUGUUUUCCCAUCAUUUAUUUCAACAAGAUAGGCCAGGCCAUCGCUAAUGGCAUUUCAUAUAAUGAGAGUGAAAUUUUAACACGAUUUUUUAUGAAUAAAUAUAAGUUAAAUUAUAUCCAUGAAAAAAGUUGUUAUAUUGUUAGAGGGGGUUCCAGUGAUGAUGAUGAUGAUGAUGAUGAUAAUGAUGAUAAUGAGUACCAAGGCUCUGCCCUAGUUCUGCAGGAGCAUCUGAAGCUGCCGGAGAUAGCCACGUUGACAAUGCACCGCCACGAGGGAGCAGGUGCUCACAGUCCGCUGGAACAGACUAGUUGA